CUGGCGAAGCGUCUGCUGCGACGCCCCGCCUCUCGCGAUUAAGCGUGAUAUUCACGAAUCUGUAAAGGUUUCAAUAUUUGUAGAGAAGCGGCACAUUAGCAAAAAGUCUGUCUUGUGUCGAUUUACAGCAUAAGUUGCAAACCCCUUUCGUUUAGUUGGAUCCUUGCAAUUUCUGGAUUACUGGACAGAGCACUGUGCGUGAGGACCCAGGAAUUACUGCAGAGAAUUCGAAGAGGAGAAAGAAGAAAAGCGUUUUGUUUAGCUGACCACGGGGAUGCUGGCGGGCCCAGGGAUGGAGACUAUCCGGCUGCUGGGAACCGUCCUGUGUGUGCUCAGCGGCGCUUGGCUUCCUUCAGGUCAGGCCUCCCGAAUGAAGUCGCCCGCUCUUCCGAUCCAGUCAGAGAGAGAACCGCUCCCAUCGAAAGGGGUGUCCGUUCAUUCACCAGGAUGCUCAUUUGGUGGAAGGUUUUAUUCUUUAGAGGACACAUGGCAUCCAGACCUUGGGGAUCCAUUUGGUGUUAUGCACUGUGUCAUGUGUUACUGUGAACCACAGAGGAGCAGGCGUGGAAAGGUGUUUGGGAAAGUCAGUUGUAAGAAUAUAAAGCAGGACUGCCCUGAACCAAACUGUGAUGAGCCAGUUCUACUGCCAGGGCAAUGCUGCAAGACAUGCCCUAAAGGUAACAUGGACAGGAAGGCCACGGAGUCACUUUUUGAUGGCUUCGAGUUCUUCCAGGACAAGGAGGAUGAUCUCCACAAAUCCUACAAUGACAGAUCCUAUCUCAGCUCUGAGCACAUGAGCACCAGUGACAGCAAGACAGACUUUGUGGCCUUACUGACCAGUGUGAUGGACUCCUGGUUGUCCAGUUACAGUGGAGUAGCACGUGCUCGGUUUACUCUCACCAAAACCACCCUGGCAUUCUCUAUUACCUACCAGAAGAUGAGCAGGCCAAGUGUUGUAGUGUUUCUGGACUCAGAAGGAAACACUGCGUUUGAGUUCAGGGUUCCUCAGACAGACACAGAAAUGAUUUGUGGUGUUUGGAGGAACCUGCCAAAGUCCCAUAUGCGACAGCUCCAGGAAGAACAGCUUCGUGUCUCCAUAGUUACAAUGGACAGCAGGAGACAGGAGAUCCAAGGAAAGCUCAUCAAACAUAGAGCAUUGUUUGCAGAGACGUUCAGUGCCACUUUAACAGCUGAAGAGGAGCAUUCUGGGAUGGGGGGCAUUGCUAUGCUGACUCUGAGCGACACAGAAAACAACCUCCAUUUCAUUCUGCUUAUGCAGGGAGUUCUUCUCACCACAGAGAGCAAGCCUCCACUGGUGCCCAUCAGAGUGAUGCUGCAGUACCGCCAGCACACACUCAGAGAGAUACAUGCCAACGUUACAGCUCACGACCCUGAUUUUGCAGAGGUUCUGGUGGAUCUGAACAGUCGUGAGCUCUUUUGGCUGUCUAGGGGUCAGCUGCAGAUCGUCGUGGAAACGGAGGGUCACAACCCCAGACGUAUCUCUGGGUACAUCACUGGCAAGAAGUCAUGUGACACUCUGCAGAGCGUGAUGUCCAGCGGAGACGCUUUGACUCCUGGUAAAACGGGCGCUGUCGGGUCAGCCAUUUUUCACCUUCAUGACAACGGCACUCUGGACUUCCAGAUCCAGGUAGCGGGCGUGUCCAGCGAUGUGGUGGGCGUGACUAUCGAGAUGAAACCACGGCGACGGAACAAGCGCAGCGUGCUGUAUGACGUGACGAGUGACUUCAUGCCGGUGGCAGCGGCAGGGGGCGGGCGCGGGGGGCGGGCCCUCAGCAGCUGUGGACGAAUGGAGGCCCGGCACGUUCACAUGCUCCUGCAGAACGAGCUGUUUGUGAAUGUGGCAACAGUGGAACAGCCUGAGGGAGAGCUGCGGGGUCAAAUCAGGACACUAUUGUACAACGGCCUGGAAGCCAAGAGACAAGACCUGCCCUUCCCUCUUGCCGGUCAGUUUGUGUCACCGGCAGUGCAGACGAGUGCAGGAGGACAUGUCUGGGUCUCCGUAGACCCACGUUGUCACCUGCACUAUGAGAUUGUAAUCAGUGGCCUCAGCAAGAGCGACGACGUCGCCGUGAACGCCCACCUGCAUGGAUUGGCUGAGAUUGGUGAGAUGGACGAGUCUGCUACCAAUCACAAACGACUGCUGACUGGAUUCUAUGGCGAACAGGCCCAGGGUGUGCUGAAGGACCUGAGUGUGGAGUUAUUGAGGCACUUGAAUAAAGGCACUGCAUUUAUUCAAGUCAGCACCAAGAUGAACCCUCGGGGAGAGAUACGGGGACGAAUCCACGUCCCAAACACCUGUGAAUUCGGUUCCCGCGGUGACGUGGUGGAGGAGGCAGAGUUCGAUGACCUCGUGUUUGUGCAGGACCCCGAGGAGGUGAAGAAGGACCCGCACGCAUGCUUUUUUGAGAGUGAGCACCACACGCACGGCUCGCGGUGGACACCCCACUAUAACCCCUGCUUCACCUGCACCUGCCAGAAGAAGACUGUCAUCUGUGACCCCAUCAUCUGCCCCACCCUCACUUGCCCCCACACCUACCAGCCCGAGAACAAGUGCUGCCCCGUGUGUGAUGAGAGGAAAGCACCCAAAGAGAUCUCAUCCACUGAGAAACUGGAAGAACACCCAGAAGGGUGCUAUUUCGAGGGCGACCAGAAGAUGCAUGCACCCGGAACCAAAUGGCAUCCGUUCGUGCCGCCUUUUGGCUACAUUAAGUGUGCCGUGUGUACCUGCAAGGGUUCUACUGGAGAAGUGCAGUGUGAGAAAGUUACCUGCCCACCACUUACCUGCAUCCGACCAAUCAGACGCAACCCCUCAGACUGCUGUAAGGAGUGUCCUGUGGAGGACACGCCCCUGCUUGAGGAGGGGGAGAUGAUGCAAGCGGACGGAACGCGCCACUGCAAGUUCGGCAAAAACUACUACCAAAACAGCGAGAACUGGCACCCUCUUGUGCCAUUGGUCGGAGAGAUGAAAUGCAUCACAUGCUGGUGUGAUCAUGGGGUCACCAAGUGUCAGAGGAAACAGUGUCCACUGCUCAGCUGCAGCAACAUCACACGCAGAGAGGGGAAGUGCUGCCCUGAGUGUGCAGAUGAAUUCAGUAAAGAAGAGGAGAUGAUGAAGAUGGAGGAGAAAAAGAAAAGCCGGAGACACUGAUGUUCCACCUCUCCCUCCCUCCAGCCCCCCUCCUUCACCCCCACUCACAUGCCCCUCUGUCCACACCCCCCCACCCCCACACCCCCGGCCCUUGGGCUGCCUCUCGCCUUUGGAGUGGGCCACUGGUGGACUGUUUUAGAGACAACAGAAACAUGGGCGGGAAGAGAGAGAGAGAGAGAGUGUGUGUGUGUGUGUGUGUGUGUGUGUGGGAAGAAAAAGAAAAAGGCUAACUGAAGGCUGAAAGAGAAGAAAAAAAUGGAAGGAAGGACAGAGAGACGAGAGGACCGACUAGCUGCUGCAUUGUAUAGAAAAAAAUCCUUUGUGAAUGAUUUUCCGAAGUGAAUGUUUUUCGCUUUAUUUUUGUACUUAAUUAUUUUUGACUUGGAGCAAACUCUGGUCAUGCCAAUACAGACAGGCAGAUGUAUGUUUUCUUAAUGAUGGUGAGCGUGUGUGUGUGUGUGUGUGCGCGCGCGCGCGUGUGUGUGCGUGCGUUAAAGGAGCCUCUUAAGUCGAGGCACAGGCUUAAAAGGUGUGGAAUUGGCAGUAAACUCAUUGGGUGGCAAUGAGUGGAUGUAAAACAAACACACACAGACACACACACACAUUCCAAUAUGCUUCCUCAGGUCACAGCAAGCUUCCUACAGUAUUCAUCGUCUUUAUCCAGUCUUAUUCAGUAUGAAAAUCUUGGUCCCUCUUUUUAUCCAAUAAGAUGCACUCUUCUAUAUUAUGCAAAAGAAUUGUGAUGUUUCAAAUUGCCUGACUGGAGAUUUUGCUCUGUGACUGAAACACUCUUAAUGAGUGGGAGGGUCUUGACUAAUCAAGCACCAGAGUUUAGAAUACAAAGACCUCCCAUAUCUGCCCCGCCCACUAGUGUUGCACGUCAUGUCCUUCCCUGUCUGUUUAUGUUUUUUUCUGAUACUUUUGUGUAAUUUUUUAUAAAUACUUGCUGUCUGUAUUGUGAUUAUUAUGAUGAAUAUUGUAUUUCAUAUUUAUUGUUUUGGAUAAAUCAAUAAAAAUGUUCUGUGAUAUAUAA
Electrophorus electricus (electric eel) is the source of this 4202-nucleotide messenger RNA. RefSeq names its product chordin (gene chrd). Gene Ontology annotation, molecular function: BMP binding. Lineage: Eukaryota; Metazoa; Chordata; Actinopteri; Gymnotiformes; Gymnotidae. The record is from RefSeq and is a predicted model, not a curated record. Gene Ontology annotation, biological process: dorsal/ventral pattern formation; multicellular organism development; negative regulation of BMP signaling pathway.